This is a messenger RNA of Dictyostelium purpureum, 2258 nucleotides long. RefSeq lists its product as uncharacterized. The transcript has 6 exons. Gene Ontology annotation, cellular component: endosome membrane; PAS complex. The record is from RefSeq and is a predicted model, not a curated record. The coding region runs from base 55 to 2250 and encodes 731 amino acids. NCBI's taxonomy places the organism in Eukaryota, Evosea, Eumycetozoa, Dictyosteliales, Dictyosteliaceae. Gene Ontology annotation, biological process: positive regulation of kinase activity; phosphatidylinositol biosynthetic process.
AAAAAAAACAUUAAUUAAUAUCAUCAUAUUCUAAGUUACAACUUUUAGAAAAAGAUGAGUAAAGUGCAAGAUCCAUCCCCUAUUCCUUCAAUUAUUUUAAAGAAUUUAACAGAUAAAAAUACAGAUAAAAGAAAAGCUGGGGCUCAAGAAAUUGAACAAUUAAUUAGAGACCAUCAUUCAAACGAUGAUGAAGCCAUAAUUAAAUCAAUUAUUAAAAUAAUUUCAACGGAAUAUACCGACUCUGCCCAAGGCAAUAAUAAAAAAGGUGGUUUAAUUGGUUUAGCAUCAAUUGCAAUUGGUUUAGGAACUGAUGCCUAUUUAUAUAUUCAAGAGAUCGUACCACCAGUAUUAAGAUGUUUUAUCGAUCAUGACUCAAGGGUUAGAUUUUAUGCAUGCGAAUCAUUAUUUAAUAUUGCCAAGGUUACCAGAGCAAAAAUUUUAUUUUUUUUUAAUGAAAUUUUCGAUGCACUAUGCAAAUUAUCUGCAGAUUUAGAUCCACAAGUUAAAGGAGGUGCUCAAUUAUUCGAUAGAUUGUUAAAAGAUAUUGUUACAGAAAGCCCAACCUUUGAUAUAGAUAAAUUUAUACCCUUAUUAAGAGAAAGAGUUUAUGUUAUCAAUCCCUUUUGCAGACAAUUUUUGGUUGGAUGGGUCGUAGUAUUGGAUAGUGUACCAAAUAUAGAUAUGUUAGUUCAUUUACCAAAAUAUUUAGAUGGUUUAUUUAAAAUGCUCAAAGAUCAAAAUAAAGAAAUAAGAAACGAAGUCGACAAAGCACUUUCAGAAUUCCUCAGAGAACUACAAACAGCAGAAAAUGUUGAUUAUGGUAAUAUGGUAAAAAUUAUAAUUGCUCAUUGCGUUAGUACUGAUGACUUUACAAGACUCAGAGCUUUAACAUGGGCCAAUGAAUUUAUUUUAGUUGGAAAAGAGAAACUUUUACCUUAUUCACCAUCUCUAUUAAAUGGCAUUUUAUCAUCUCUAUCACAUCAACUUAUUGAAAUUGAGCAAAUGGCCGCUUUAUCGAAUAUUAACUUAAGCAAAUUAAUAAUUGAAACAAAUCAAACCUUUCCAGUUGGCGAAUUUUUAAAUAUUAAUACACAACACUUAACAAGCCAAUCAGUUCAAUCAAGACUAGCAUCGUUAAAUUGGAUUUUAAAUUUACAUAAUAAAUUAUCAAGUGGUAUUUCAAGCUAUUUAGAAGAUUUAUUCCCACCAUUAUUAAAAACACUUUCAGAUAAUAGUGACGAAGUUGUAAAAUUAGAUUUAAAAACAAUUGCUAAAAUUUCAGAUAAUACCGAACUCUUUAAUAAAUUAAUGCAGAAUUUAAUAGUAUUAUUUUCGAAUGAAUCUCAAUUACUUAGAACUAGAGGCAACUUUAUUAUUCGUCAACUUUGUUUAUUUUUAAAUCCAGAAUUAAUUUUCCGUAGAUUUGCAUCUAUUCUUGGCGAUGAAAAUGGUAAAUAUAACCCAGAAUUUGCAAGUGUAAUGGUCCAAACUUUGAAUCUCAUCCUUUUAACCUCUGAUGAAUGUGUUGACAUUCGUAGAAACCUUAGAAAUCUUUCCACUGUUGAAAGUAGGGAAUUAUUUUCAAUUCUAUAUACAUCAUGGGCCCAUUCUCCUGCAUCACUAUUUAGUCUUUGUUUACUUUGCCAAGUUUAUGAACAUGCUUGCGAUCUUUUAUCAAAAUUCACCGAAAUUGAAAUUAAUGUAAACUUUUUAAUGGAGAUGGAUAGAUUAGUUCAGUUACUCGAGUCACCCAAAUUCAUGGCAUUAAGAUUACAAUUAUUAGAACCAGAAAAAUAUCCAUCACUUUUCAAAAGCUUAUAUGGUCUAUUAAUGAUACUUCCACAAAGUUCUGCUUUUGAAACUUUAAAAAGUAGAUUAACUUGUAUCUCUUCACUUGGUGUUUUAAAUUUAAUCCCAAAAAAACAAAAUGAAGAUGGUAAUAAUUCGAAUAACAAUGAAGGAUUAAAAGAUAUUAAUUUUAAUAAUUUAUUGGAUCAUUUUAAGAAAAUUCAAAUCUCGCACGAAAAUUUUUUUAGAGAAAAAAGCGAAAACGAAAAUAAUGUAAUUCACGAAAGCUAUGACCCUUCAAUUCAAAAACAAUUACCAUAUGGUAUUCAAAGUUAUAUAAAUAAUAAAAAACUAAAUAAUAAUUCAAUUUCAAUGCCAUCAUCACCACAACUAACCAAUAACCAAAAUAAUAAUUCAAAUAACAAUCUUAAUAUUAGUAAUAAUAGUAAUAUAAUAAUAUAAUAAUAGCA